Molecule: messenger RNA, 1079 nt
Organism: Williopsis jadinii
Lineage: Eukaryota; Fungi; Ascomycota; Saccharomycetes; Phaffomycetales; Wickerhamomycetaceae
Gene: PEP12
Product: SNAP receptor PEP12
Exons: 1
Coding region: 246-1046 (266 amino acids)
Biological process (GO): intracellular protein transport; vesicle fusion; Golgi to vacuole transport
Cellular component (GO): SNARE complex; membrane; endomembrane system
Molecular function (GO): SNARE binding; SNAP receptor activity
Source: RefSeq, a predicted model, not a curated record
AAAGGGAAAAUUUUUAGACGGUGCUGCUCAUCGCGGAUUUCUUUUUUUUUUCCAUUGGGGCUUGGAUUACGUCAGCGCUUAUGUAAUAUGAAUAUCAUUUGCUGAUGUAAUGCAUGACGUAAGCAAAAUUGAAAAUCCCUUACGUAAUCCAGGUGGCUCUUAAACUCGUAUGGCGUAUCGGAGCAAGUUGAACAUUCACUGGUCAAUAAAAGCUCGUACACCAGGGGUAAAUCAGCCAGACAAAGAUGUCCUUCAAUGCCCUUGACGUUGAUUUGGAAUCGCAGAAGCCAUACAGCGACUCGCCGGAGUUUGACAGAGCAGCAGAGGAGGCUUCUAACGUUCUCCUGGAGGUGAACAACCACCUUGUCACAUUGCACAAGCAGCUCGAGUCUCUCCAUACAAAGAGGAACCUGGCCAACUCUGAGAAGGUUAGUGCGAAGUGUGUGAGCUCCAUGGACCAGUUAGGCUCGUUGUUUAAGAGCUUGGGCCAAUUGGUCAAGGAACUGAACAUUGACGGUGAUUUGAACUCGGCACAGCAGUUUACCAGGGAUAAGAUAACGAGAGAAGCUAAGCACUGUAUGCAAGAGUUUGCAGAUUCACAGGAUGAGUUCACAAGUCUCAGUAAAUCUAUCAAUGCAGAGGCACAAGCUGCGUUGGAUGAGCAGGUGCAAUCUGACGGCUCGCCACUGUUACCAGGGAAAGCGUCGUCCCAGAUGGUUCUGGAGCAGGACGUUAUCAACAACGAGGAGUUUGUCUAUCAGCAGAACCUGAUACGUGAGCGUGAGGAAGAGAUCCAGAAUAUUGAGCAUGGGAUACAAGAGCUGAACGAGAUCUUCAACGACCUGGGUACCAUUGUUCAGGAACAGGGCACCAUGGUUGACAACAUUGAAUCUAACAUCUAUGACAUUUCCAACUCCACCAAAGACGCUGCUGGCCAACUGACAAAGGCUCUGAGAUAUCAGAGAAGAUCAGGGAGAAGGACCAUGUGUCUACUGCUUAUAAUAUGUGUAAUACUGGCUGUUGUGCUGUUGGGAAUCUUUAUUUAAGAGGGUAAGAAAUGACGAAUCAUGAAAUGCUCC